AUGUGGAAUGGUGAUGUAUCUGAGUUCAGAAUCAACGGUGGGAUUGAGAAAGUAACGGAUCAUAUUAGACUCAAGUGUAUAGGUUCCAGUGGAAGUAGAACCGGAUUGGAGUUAGGGAACAUGGGCAAACUUGAUGAUGAAGCUGAGAUACAGAAUCUGUCCAAAGGAGAGGAGAGGAGGAAAUGUGUUGUCUUCGACAUGAAUCGUUGA
Microthlaspi erraticum is the source of this 210-nucleotide messenger RNA. The record is from the annotation of a GenBank genome assembly. Lineage: Eukaryota; Viridiplantae; Streptophyta; Magnoliopsida; Brassicales; Brassicaceae.